AUGUAGAAAUAGCCACCUUUAUAAUCUGACCCAGAUUCUUUAGUGUACUUUAUUAUUGAGUUUAAUAUAGUGAUGCAUAUGAGUAAUUACAAUGCAAAAUGUCACAUAAUAAUUAUGAUGUAGUAGAUCAAAUUGGAUAGAUUUGUUAAAGUGUUAUGUGGGGAGAUAAGAACAAUGACACAUUUUUUGAGUAAUCAUUCUAUUUAAAAAUUAAUCUAGUUACUUUUGUGAUCAAAAGACAAUGUCAUUAUACUUAGAUUUAGUGCAUACUGGAUAAAGGGAAGUUGUAGUGGCAGUAAUUAAAGCAAUUACAAUGCUAUUACAAAAUAUAUAAAGACCAGUUUGCAUUAAUUACAUAUUAAGUCAUAGUGCAUUGAAUGGCAUAAUCACAGCAGAUUAUAAUUUUAGAGAUGAUGAAAUCAUAGCUUAUUACAUAAAUUUAUUAAAAUGUGUUUCAAUUAGGAUUGAUGAACAGAGUUUAUAAUUGUUUUAUAAUUUGGUAUGUAAUUCCAAUCUCCAUAGAAAUUUAGUACAUUUCCAAUGUUAAUGAAGGCCAUCUGUUUUUACAAGCAUAAAGAAAAUUUAAUAAGAACAAGUGUGAGAAAUAUAGUUUUAGGAAUUACUAAAAUAAACAUACCAUAAUUGCGUAGAUAUGUGAGUUCUUUUCCAUUCACAUUGUUUUAUGUUCAAUUUAGUUGUUAUAUGAGAGAUGCUCUAUUUUAUAUUGGAGGUUUAAUUUAAGAAGGAAGACAAGAAUCACAUAAAAUAAUAAAAUUAUUAUUGGAUGACUAAUUAGAUAUUUUAUACUUUUUGGAAGAUCUCUUAAAAACUAAUGUAGAUGCUUUGCCAAUAAUUGUUAAUUCAAUAAUGGUAUAUGGAUUUGUUCCAACUAUAAUAAUGGGAGUUAUUAAGAGUGGCUAAUAAUCUAUAAAAUAGAAUUAAUAACCAUAAAGAUAAUCAAUGAAUUAUUAAUAAUCUCAAAAAUAUUAACAUAAUCGUGGAUAAUCAUUAGGUAAUUUUACAUUUACUAAUAUAUUUUCAUCAUCUUAAUAAACAAAUAAUUAAUAAUAAUAAUAGAUAAUUGAUAUUAAAUUUUGCCUAUUUAUUUUAAUUCAAAUAUACAAAAGUUUUAGUUUCACUUAAUUUUUGGAUUUAUUAACAUUAUUUAUAUUAGGAAAGGAUCCUGAAAUUGUUGAUUUCAUAACUGAUUUAAGUAAUUUAUUAAUUAAUAUUUAGAUUCUAAUUCAAAAUUAAAUUCAUAUGAAAAGGAUGUUAGUAUGAGUGAAACAUGGAUAAUAAAAGAGAAAACAUUCAUUCAAGCAUAUUCUUAAUUCAUAUAUAAAGAUUGUGAAAUAAGUGGUGAUAUCAAUAUAAAUGAUAAAGAUGAAUUAUUAAAGGGAGUUUCAUCAUAUGAAACAUAAUCAAUAAAAAGAGAAUGUAUAAUUAUAUAAUUAUAUUACAAAGUAAAUUGUGAACACUUUAAACCAUUAAUAAAUGAUUCUAAAAGAUAUGAAGAUUUACUUAGUAUUACUGAUAUGUGUGAUAUAACAAUAGUAAAAUCAUAAAAUAAAAGUAAAACAUCAGCUUUGAGUUUUUUGGAGAGAAAUGAUAAAAAUAAAGUAAAUGGAAAUACAAAUAAUAAUAAAACACCAUUUUAUGCUUUAAUGAAACAUUUAGAAAGUAAUGAUGAUACUGUUGUAUUUAUGGUCUUAUUAUUCAUUAAAACAUUUAGACAUUAAAAGAAUAUAUCUCAUUCUAUUUUAGAAUAAGUUGGUAUGAUUACUCCAGAUAAAAAUAUGGAAUUGUAUAAAAAUUGUUCAGAAACUUCAUUUUUUAUGCAAGAUAAAUUAUUAGGUAUUUUAGAAACAGGAUUACCACCUUAUAGAUUAGGAACAUAUAUAUUAUCAAUUUAAAUGUUAAUUGACUUUUGUAGAACAGAUCUUGAGAGUUAUGAUUUACGUUACAAAGAUAAAUUUAAAAAUAUUGUAUUGACUCAUAUUCAAAAAAUUAAUGAAUAUAUUAAUAAUCCAUUAGAAGCUUAUUAUGUUAUUGAAUUCUUCUAUACAGAAUAUAAAGUCUUAAAGUAAUAAAAAUUUAUAUUAUUUAUAGCAAGACAUCUAUAUCAAUAUGGCCAUAAACACAUAUAUAAUUAUUAUAUGAAAUGACUCCAAAAGGUGUUUGUUAAAUUGAUAUUAAACAUAAUGAAAGUAUUUAUUUUAUGGAACCUGCAAAUAAAUAGGAUAAAGUUAGAAAAGAUAUGCUGAUUUUAUUAAUAUUGAAAUAUACAACAUCAGUUCUAAUUGGAUUUGAAGAACAAGAAUAAAAAAUACUUGACAAUCCCAAACCAUUUGGGGAUGGUCCUAAUUUGAAAUAUGUUUCAGGAAAUGUCUAUAAUUUAUAAGAAGAACCAUAUUGUUAAUUUAUUUAACAUAUAUGCAAAUAUCAAAACAUUGAUUGUUGCAUUUUAGAGGAUUCUUAUAAUUUAGUAGUCAUGGAUCUGACAUAAGGAUAGAGUGCAGCUAAGUGUAUAGUUUCACAUAAUUUGAAAUAUACAGAUGAAAUGGUAGAGAGACUUAAUUUAAAAAUGCUUCAUGUUACAUAUAGAUUUGAGAAUUAGAAUAAUGUGUUUGAUUUAGAAUUCCAGAACAAACAAUGUUGUUAAGCAGCAAAAAAAAUGACAGAAUAAAAGAAAGUAGCAUUGAGAAAAGAGGAAGUGGAUACUGUAACAACAUAUUUAUAGGCACUCAAAAAUACGUUGAAUUAUAAUAAAUGA
Messenger RNA from Paramecium primaurelia, 2773 nucleotides. NCBI's taxonomy places the organism in Eukaryota, Ciliophora, Oligohymenophorea, Peniculida, Parameciidae. The record is from the annotation of a GenBank genome assembly.